Sinocyclocheilus anshuiensis is the source of this 2168-nucleotide messenger RNA. It is a transcript of the gene tfr2, whose product is annotated as transferrin receptor 2. Gene Ontology annotation, cellular component: external side of plasma membrane. Bases 1 to 1953 code for a protein of 650 amino acids. The transcript is spliced from 14 exons. NCBI's taxonomy places the organism in Eukaryota, Metazoa, Chordata, Actinopteri, Cypriniformes, Cyprinidae. Gene Ontology annotation, biological process: endocytic iron import into cell. The record is from RefSeq and is a predicted model, not a curated record.
AUGUUGUCAUUUCUCACACUCGUUCAGUCCAGUAGUGUGCAGUCUGUAGUGUGCACUAGUGCUGCAUUCUCAGUGUCGGUCUGGUCCACAGCGUUCCUGCUGGGAUUCGUGGCGUUCCGUGGAAUGUGUCGUGUGUGCGGGAACGACGGCGAUCUGAUUCCUCUGAGCGACGAGGCGGGAGCUCAACACUCGGCCGAGGGAGGCGUCAUGUACAUGGCAGAGCUCAGAGAGAUGCUGAAGAAGUACCUGAAGGAGGAGAGGAUUGAGAACACACUCAGGCAGGUGAGUCGGGCGUCUCAUCCUCCGGGGUCCUCAGAAGGAAACGCGGUAGCCAGAGAAAUCCUGCAGAACCUGCAGAACCUGCGCAUGGAUCACAGCUGGACCGACUCGCACUACGCCACGCUGCAGUUUCCCUCCAGGACGCAGCGGAACACGCUCUGGUUGGUGGAUUCCGAGGGGGCGGAGCUCGAGGAGAUUCCGCUGGACAGCGAGGGAUACUGCGCCUACAGCGCCACGGGAACGGCCACGGUGCAUCUGGGCUCCGGUGACCCGUUCACACCUGGGUUUCCCUCCUUUAACCACACCCAGUUCCCUUCCACCCAGUCCUCAGGCCUGCCAAUCAUCCUGGCUCAGCCAAUCAGCGCCAACGUCGCUUCCAAACUGCUGAGUCAGUUGUCUGGCGCUGGUUGUCCGCGAGGUUGGCAGGGCCGUUUACCAUACGUUCAGUGCGUUUUGGGGCCGGGCUUCACGGGGCCCGGCGAGCGCAAGGUGAAGAUGGCCGUCUAUAACACCAUGAAGCCGGUGCUGCUCAAUAACAUCUUCGCCUCCAUCGAGGGCAAAAUCGAACCCGAUCACUAUAUCAUCAUCGGGGCCCAGAGGGACUCGUGGGGCCCCGGAGCCGUGAAGUCUGGAGUGGGAACGGCCCUCCUGAUGGAGCUAGCCAGAACCUUCAGCAACAUGGUGGAAAACGGCUUUUACCCCAGACGCAGUUUGCUUUUCGUCAGCUGGGAUGGAGGAGAUUUUGGGAAUGUUGGUGCCACCGAGUGGCUGGAGGGUUAUCUGACCAUGUUACACCUGAAAGCAGUGGCUUAUUUCAGUCUGGAUCAGGCCAUCCUGGGUGAUGAUAUCCUCUCGGUCUACACCAGUCCUCUGCUCGCCGAUCUCAUCGAAGGAGCCCUCAAACAAGUGGAGCAUCCCAAACACACGGGUCAGUCGAUUCUGUCUCUGGUGCGGCGGCAGGGCGGCUGGAGGAACAUAGUGAAGCCGUUGUAUCUGAACAGCGGCGCUUACAGCUUCACCGCCUUCGGAGGAGUUCCUGCCAUGCAGCUGCAUUUCACUGAAGACGCGCGUUCGUACCCGUUCGUCAACACUCAGCUGGACAGUGUGGGGCGUCUGCAGGAGCUUCUUCAGGGUCGUCUGGGGUCAGUGGGUCGAGCCGUAGCUGAGCUGGUGGGUCUGAUGGUCCUCAAACUGUCCCAUGAUCAAAUCCUACCACUGGACGUCACCUGCUACAGCAACACAGCACAGCAGCUCAGCGCUACACUCAACCAGAACACCGCUCAGCUACAGUCGCGUAGUUUGUCUCCGCAGUGGGUUUUCAGCGCUCGAGGUGAUUACAGCAGAGCCUCCAAAAACCUGCACGAGGCCAUAAAGAACAGCGACAUUCAGGACGAGAGACUCGCCAGGCUCUACAACACACGCAUUAUGAGGGUGGAGUACUACUUCCUGUCGCAGUACGUGUCGGUGGUGGAGACGCCGUUCCGUCACGUGUUUCACGGCCGCGGCGAUCACACCCUGAGCGCUCUGGCCGAUCACCUGUCGCUCCUGCGCUCCGCGCCGCACCUGUUCGACGAGGCUCGUUUCCGCCGCCAGCUAGCGCUCUUCACCUGGACGCUUCAGGGCGCCGCGAACGCACUCAGCGGAGACGUCUGGAACAUCGACAACCCGCUCUAGAGCUCCAAACACGGCCUUCAGCGUCUAUUUAUCCAGCAACAACUCGAAUCCCAUUACAUGGAGUGUGUUUUCAUACAGUCAAACCAAAAUGUAUUCAGACAGCUUCAGCAUUUCUCACAUUAUCACAGUGCUAUAGCUAUCAUAAGCUAAUCAUAGCUAUAGUUUAGAAAAUGUUAAUAAAAUAUGACAAGAACUGUCUCAGAACAAAUUCAUCU